CCAGAGCAGACCAUCAGUUCAUCACUCACACUCACACGUCCCAAAGAGCAAGAACACAGGAAGAGUUCAGACAUGAGCGUGGAGAUCCUUGACGGCAGCACGGUCCGGAGCUUCGUGGAGGACGAGAGCGCCUUCAACUCGUCGGUGGACGGCCGGUUCGCCGCGCUGGACGCCGACCACGACGGCCUGCUCUCCUACGAGGAGAUGGCCGGAGAGCUCAUGAGCCUCCGGGUGCUCGAGAAGCACUUCGGCGUGGACGAGGCCGCGAUUGAGCCCCACGAGCUCGGGGCGCUGUACCACGGCCUGUUCUCGAAGUUCGACAGGGACGGCAGCGGCGAGGUGGACCGUGACGAGUUCCGUGCGGAGAUGAGGGAGGUGAUGCUCGCUGUGGCCAACGGGCUCGGCUUCCUCCCCGUGCAGAUGGUCAUCGAGGAAGGCAGCUUCCUCAAGGUGGCCGUCGACAGGGAGCUCGGCCAGCUCGCCAAAGCUGCGUAAAGCUCACAGUCACAUGGACAUGGACUGAUGGAUCACUACUCGCUCGGAGUAGUAUAGAUUACUAAAUUUUGAAGUGUCGUAAUUGCAAUGUUUACAUCGAGUUACAGUGUUACUACGAAAAUAUGUAGUGUAUUUCAUCCAUGUUGUUUAUUUCAUUACACAAAGACAUUAUACAU
Molecule: messenger RNA, 671 nt
Organism: Setaria italica (foxtail millet)
Lineage: Eukaryota; Viridiplantae; Streptophyta; Magnoliopsida; Poales; Poaceae
Exons: 1
Coding region: 73-495 (140 amino acids)
Molecular function (GO): calcium ion binding
Source: RefSeq, a predicted model, not a curated record